AUGGAUAAUGAAUCUACCAAUGAAGCAGCCAUUAAUAUUUCUCGGCAAACUGCCAGGGUUGCUAUAGACGGAGAAGAGACGGCACCGCACGGGAUUGAGGUGACGGCGGAGGCGGAGGCGGAGGCGGAGGCGGUUGUUCGGUCUAUUCCCCAGCCUCAAGCAACGGUAGAGAAUUCACAUAACUUUGCCAGUGCCCAACGUCGACUCAUGAACGACUUGCAGGUUAUUCAUAUGAACAAGUGCGAACAGUUUUGGACGAGGCCGCUGGAGGGCGAUUUGUUCCAAUGGAAGGCAGUCGUUCUUGGUCCAGAUGGGACUGCGUGGGAAGGUGGUGUGUUCAAACUGCUUUUGCAAUUCCCCCCUGAGUAUCCCUUUUCUCCGCCUUCUGUGCGGUUUACAACAAAAAUAUUUCACCCAAAUGUGUAUGGAAAUGGGGACAUCUGCCUUGAUACACUGAAAGACAAAUGGUGUCCGUCACUGAGCGUGGAGUCGGUUCUCUUGAUGAUUAUUUCACUACUUUCAGAUCCAAACCCUAACUCUGCAGCCAACGCUGAGGCGGCCAGUAUGUAUGUCCAAAGCAGGGACAAGUAUGAGGAGCGUGUGAGGCGUGUUGUUGAAGAGUCGCUUGAACAAUCAUUCAGUGAUGCAGAUGAUGAUGAUGCUACGGAAGGCGCGGAGUGA
This is a messenger RNA of Trypanosoma brucei brucei TREU927, 681 nucleotides long. Its product is annotated as ubiquitin-conjugating enzyme E2, putative. Gene Ontology annotation, biological process: DNA repair; protein polyubiquitination; proteasome-mediated ubiquitin-dependent protein catabolic process. Gene Ontology annotation, molecular function: ubiquitin conjugating enzyme activity. The transcript has a single exon. The record is from RefSeq and is a predicted model, not a curated record. NCBI's taxonomy places the organism in Eukaryota, Euglenozoa, Kinetoplastea, Trypanosomatida, Trypanosomatidae. The coding region runs from base 1 to 681 and encodes 226 amino acids.